This is a messenger RNA of Homalodisca vitripennis (glassy-winged sharpshooter), 1330 nucleotides long. RefSeq lists its product as uncharacterized. The transcript has 2 exons. The coding region runs from base 44 to 1273 and encodes 409 amino acids. Lineage: Eukaryota; Metazoa; Arthropoda; Insecta; Hemiptera; Cicadellidae. The record is from RefSeq and is a predicted model, not a curated record.
UUUACAGUCUGGCAGUACCUAACUGUACAACUCAAAAGCAGUAAUGGCAGACAUACUUCCAGACUUUCUUGAUGACAAGUUCCUGACUGGUUGUCUACAAGGAGAGUUUGGAAGUUCUACAAUCGUCACUCACUUUGAGGCAGAGUCUGCAGUUGCAGAAGGAGAAAACUUCGCCAGUUGUAUUCUAAGAGUGAAAUGUUUCUACAAAAGAAGUGACAGCAAAAAAUUAGAAUCAACCAGUCUCAUUUUAAAGGCUCCAAAGCAACAGGGGGUCACAGAUAUGAUAUUUACGAAGGAAUGCAAAGAACAGUACUUCUAUUCCAACAUCGUGCCUAAACUGUCUAGCUUACACACAGUAGAUUAUGUCCCGAAGUCAUACAAAUGUAAAAAUCCCUUGGUGGUUGUAAUGGAGGAUUUAAACGUAAUGGGUUUCAAAGUUCCAAAUAGAAGGGAUCAAUUAGACUUUGAACAUUGCAAGUUUUGCAUUCAAUCACUAGCAAAGCUGCAAGCUACAAGUAUUGUUGUUGGACAACAAGACCCUAAAUAUUUUGAACAUUUUAAAUCUAACAGCUUCAAGAUUUUUAAUAAAAAUCCGUUUCUAAAUAAGAUAUGUCCUAUUAUAACUUCAAUAGGAGCUAACAGUCUUGCUGACUCGGUUAGAGGUCUGAGCCAAUAUGAAGACAUAGUUGACAUAUUGGAUAAAGUUUCAAAGACUUUGUGGGAGUUCGUGCUAGUGUCGGGUGAUACUGAACAUGCACUGAAUAGUCUUAUUCAAUUUGACGUUUGGCCGUCAAACUUUAUGUUCAAAUACGAUAAAUUUAGGAAAGUCGAAUCAGUGAAAGUUCUGGAUUUCCAACUAUACUCCUUCUCACCUGCAGUAAUUGACAUCGUCACCUUCAUUUGGAGAGGUGCCAACAAUGACGUCAGAGAGACUCGUCUGGACGAACUUUUCCAUAUUUAUGUUGAUACCCUUAAUGGACUUUUGUCAGAUCUCGGCAGUUCCACGAGAUUGACAUUUUCUCAGCUGAAAGAACAGCUUGAAAUUUUAAGUCCUUGGGCACUGUUUGCUGUGUGUUUCUAUCUUCCAGUUGGCCAGCUUAAAGAACCUUUGCCACUGGAAACUCUGUUUGAGUAUUGUGAGAAAGAACCGAGAAAAUACUAUGACUUACUAAUGAAACAAUUCAAAGAACCCUCAACAGUCUUCCCGUCAAUAUUAUUACACCUCAAAGCUCAGGGUGUGUUUGAAAGCAUAUCAAAGUUAUAUAUAAAAUAAAAAACUACAUUAGUUAAAAGGAAUAAAAAUAAAUAUUUAUCUUGUGAUAAGGAAAAA